Molecule: messenger RNA, 350 nt
Organism: Arabidopsis lyrata subsp. lyrata
Lineage: Eukaryota; Viridiplantae; Streptophyta; Magnoliopsida; Brassicales; Brassicaceae
Product: salt stress-induced hydrophobic peptide ESI3
Exons: 2
Coding region: 61-225 (54 amino acids)
Cellular component (GO): membrane
Source: RefSeq, a predicted model, not a curated record
CUUCUGUCCACAAAAAACCUCUCUUUCUCUCUCUUUCUCUUCUUCUCCAAAACAUCAACAAUGGGAUCAGAAACUUUCUUAGAAAUUAUUCUGGCGAUUCUUCUACCUCCCGUCGGCGUUUUCCUCCGAUAUGGUUGUGGGGUAGAGUUCUGGAUCUGUCUGUUGUUGACGAUACUGGGUUACAUUCCUGGGAUCAUCUAUGCUAUCUACGUUCUUGUUGGAUGAUGACCAAAUUCUCUUCUUGUAAAUUUUUCAUAAUCUUUAUCUAGCCUUUGUUGUUUCCUCAUCACUCUUGUAAUAAACAACUCUUGCCUUUUCACUAAAUAAAUACUAUUUAUGCUUAGUUUCUA